AUCGAGACAAAGAAAAAAGUUGCUGGAGAUUUUGAAGAUGACCGAACCAAAGAGGUAAAUAAAUUUUAUUGUUUUGAUUGUUUUCUCUUAGUUUGAAUCUUUGAUGAUUGUCACGAAAGAUCUAUCUUUGAUUUUAGUUUUGGUCUUUGUAGAACCAAACAUAGGCUAGGGUUUCUUACAGUGUCUUUCGGGAUAUGUUAUGGGUGAAUGAUUGAGGAAAGUGAUAAGCUUUUGAUAUCAAUUGGUUAUUUAGGUUAAACCCUUUCUGAUUGAAACCAUUACUCAGCAAAUUUGAGAAAUUUAGGAGGUUUUUGCUUUAUAGAUUUUAGGAUACUUUAGCUCAAUGAUCAUGAGAGAGGUAGAUACUGAUUCCUGCUUCUUCGUAUUUAAAGGUUUGUGAUUUUGAGUGGUCAGUUAUACCAUUGUGUUCUUUUGUUUGGAAAGUUAGCAGAUUGGAUUGAUUUUGAUGGAUUUCUUUGAAGUAUGUUUCUCCUUUUCAAAUUUUUACUUUCGCUUGUGUCUUUAGUUUCUAUUAGAUUUGAGAAUGCUUGCUGCAUCAGAACGGUACCUUUUCAAUGUGUUCAAAUAAGAUCAAUUGUGAAGUCAAUGGGCUGUGUUAUGUCAUUUUUGUGGAGGGAUGUAUAUUCAUAGAUAUGAAGUUCUAAGCCUUAUAUGGCGGUCUUUUUAUGAAGGAAUCGUAAAACAGAUAUAUUUUCUACUACACCCAUUGAAAAAGGAAAUGGAAGAGGGAGGUCUUAUUGUGUUAAUGUUCAUGGAUUUUCAUAUUCCAGCAGAAUUGUUUAACUGGGGCGUGUUCAAUGGGAUGAAGCUAAUAUAGUGGAGAUUGAAUCGAACAAACCUGUUAGGCAGAAGAUUACUGAACCAAAGACACCAUACCACCCGAUGAUGGAUGAUGAUGGUUCUUUGUCUCCUAGAGGAAGAGCGUUUGAUGAAUGUGUUGAUGAUAUGCAACGAGCUGAAGAACUGAGGAAUGUUCUGAAUGAUGCAGCAGCUUCUUCCAGUAGAAAUAGUAGCCAGGGUUCUGGUGGUGGUGGCUGGAGCUCGUCUGAUGAAGAAGAAGAAGAAGCAGAUCCAAUGGAUCAAGAUGAAGAAGGUUCUGGAAGUGGUAAAAAUGAACGUUUCAACGCACACAGAAAAGCACAUUACGACGAGUUUCGGAAGGUGAAGGAACUGAGAUCCUCAGGGUCAUUCUAUGAAGAAGAAGAGGAAGAGGAUGAUGGUGCAAAAGGUAGUAAAUCAGAGACAACAACAAACUCACGACACACUAAAGGCGGAAACAAAGAGUUAGAUGCAACCAAAACGGUAUCAGGGACGUCGUCAUCUUCAUCCCCUGAGUUAAUAUAAAACCUUUCUGUUCAAUCAAAUGUGUACUCUGCUCCAUGUUUCACAGAGAGCUCUCAAUCUCAACUAAUCUUGGUUUUUAUCAAUUUGAAUCUUCCAGAAAUUUAAGAAGGAAACAAAAACUCCCAUCAAUUAUGUGAUUGUCUUUUAUAGCAUUUUGAAUGCAAUUUCUUACUGUCACCUCUGUUCUUCCAUGUUCUAUGUUCUUACAUCAUAUUCCAAAUUUGUCAUUGUAUUUUUGUUUGAUAUGACAUUAAAACCGAACCGAACCG
This is a messenger RNA of Arabidopsis thaliana (thale cress), 1634 nucleotides long. RefSeq names its product phosphoprotein phosphatase inhibitor (gene I-2). The coding region runs from base 904 to 1365 and encodes 153 amino acids. Gene Ontology annotation, cellular component: nucleus; cytoplasm. Lineage: Eukaryota; Viridiplantae; Streptophyta; Magnoliopsida; Brassicales; Brassicaceae. The transcript is spliced from 4 exons. Gene Ontology annotation, biological process: regulation of signal transduction. Gene Ontology annotation, molecular function: protein phosphatase inhibitor activity. The record is from RefSeq and is marked reviewed.